UCGCCUAUCACAGCCAGUCCCCUGCACAGUGUGCAGUUGGGCUCUGCAGAGCUUGUUCCUGCUGUGUCACUCUGUCCUUCCCCCUUGCUUGGUCUUCUUGGUGGCAGGAUUAUAAUCCAGUGCCCUGCUGCUGUCGUGCCCCUGGUUUGAGCUUUCUGCCUGACUUCUGCCCGCACUUCUCUUUGCUCUGGUACUGCACCAAGCAUGGAGAAUGACCAGUUCACUGAGAAGCAGCAGCAGGUUCCCACCUCACCUAGGCAGGACAUUCAAGGGCAAAGCAAGGAGGAACCUGUCCCCAGCUCGCAGCCCCUGUCCCCCACAGACCAAACCAGCUCCCAUCCUGAGGUGGCCACGUGUGACAUCUCGGAGGAGCUGAGCCGGCAACUGGAGGACAUUAUUAAAACCUAUGGGUCUGCAGCCAGUCUGAUGGAGAAGGAAGGCACUACAGCAGGAACUGAAAGGCCAGAGAAGGGAGAUGCGGGCAGUAUGGAGGAUGCAGAGUAUGAGGAUACAAAUGAAGAAAGUGAGAAAGACAAAACAGCUCCUGGAGAUGCUUCAAGAGCAAAGGAGCCCAGCACCAGCAAGGAACAAAAGCUGGAGAAGAAAAUACUGAAAGGACUAGGAAAGGAAGCCACCCUACUGAUGCAAAGCUUGAACAAACUGAAUACUCCAGAAGAGAAACUGGACCUGUUAUUUAAGAAGUAUGCUGAGCUGCUUGAGGAGCAUCGUGCUGAGCAGAAGCAGCUCAAGUACCUGCAGAAGAGGCAGGCCCAGAUCACCAAGGAGAAGGAUCAGCUGCAGAGUGAGCACAGCCGAGCCAUCCUUGCUCGCAGCAAGCUUGAGAGCCUGUGCCGGGAGCUCCAGAGGCACAACAAAACCCUCAAGGAGGAAACAAUUCAGCGGGCACGGGAGGAAGAUGAGAAGAGGAAAGAAAUAACAAACCAUUUCCAGGGCACGCUGAGUGAAAUCCAGGCUCAGAUUGAGCAGCAAAGUGAGAGGAACAUGAAGCUCUGCCAGGAGAACACAGAGCUGGCAGAGAAGCUGAAAAGCAUUAUUGACCAGUAUGAGCUGCGGGAAGAGCACCUUGACAAAAUAUUUAAGCACAGAGAACUUCAACAGAAAUUGGUGGAUGCCAAGUUGGAGCAGUCUCAGGAAAUGAUGAAGGAAGCAGAGGAGCGACAUCAGAAGGAAAAGGAAUAUCUCCUCAAUCAAGCUGCAGAAUGGAAGCUACAGGCCAAAAUGUUAAAGGAACAGGAGACAGUCCUGCAGGCACAGAUCACUCUCUACUCUGAGAGAUUUGAAGAAUUUCAGAAAACAUUGACAAAAAGCAAUGAAGUGUUUGCUACCUUCAAACAGGAGAUGGAGAAAAUGACAAAGAAAAUGAAGAAGUUGGAAAAGGAUACUGCUACAUGGAAAUCCAGGUUUGAGAACUGUAACAGAGCAUUACUGGAUAUGAUCGAAGAGAAAGCCAUGAGGACCAAGGAAUAUGAGUGCUUUGUGUUGAAAAUCCAGAGGCUAGAGAACCUUUGCCGAGCUCUGCAGGAAGAGAGGAAUGAACUGUACAGAAAAAUAAAACAAGCACAGCUCCCUGAAGAGGUGAAUGGAAAUGAUAUCUUAGAAGAAGACGACGAUGCCAAUACAAACCCUUCCUCCAGUGAGCAGGCAAGCAUUGAGCUAUGUGCUGCUGACAAGAACAUGCUGCAGGAGCUGGCUGAAGCUUUCAGGGUGUCCCACUCAGCAGAGGAGACCUUUCCAAGCAACAGCAGCAAUCCAGAGACAUGCGAUGUUCAAAUGUGUAAAGCCAUCUCUGUACCAGAACUCCCCUGUCAUCUCACCUCACAGUCAGAGGCUGGGAACCACUGUGAGCAGUUCAGCAUGAGCACAUCAGGACCCCCUGAACACAUGCCAGCAUCCUCUGAAAACACAACACCCAUCGAGAACAUGCCAAAGCCCACCAAAAGCAUGCCCAUGCCCACAGAAAUGGUGCCAACACCUACAGAAAGCGUGCCAAUACCUACAGAAGGUGUGCCAACAUCUCCCAGAAUCAUGCCAGCAACCCCUGAAGGUGUGCCAACACCUAUGCAAAACACAUCUGCUCCCCUUGGAAAUAUGCCAGCAUCCACCAACAGCACACCAAAAGCUGUAGAACACGUGGAUGAUAUAGCAGAGCUGUUUGUCCAGGAUCAGCCUGCAGAGCAAAAAGGGGAUACAGAUAUGGAAGCAGUAGACUGAAGACAAAGAAGAGUUCAGGCUCAUAUUAAACGAACCACAGUUCUACUUCGUUUCUCAAAUUCGUUUGUUUUAAAAAAAAAGUGAGUGCUAAAACACAUAUAAAAAUACAUACUUGUAGACAAAUAUAAUGCACUUCUCUUUGAUACCACUAUCCAGUUUUACUUGGUCUGCAUGUUUUGCUGUCUUUCAUGAUUAAAGCAUAAUAUUUUCUUAAUGAUAGGAAAAUUCAACAAAAUUACAGUAUCUUUUUUCCCAGUCAUGAGUCAUCUCCUUCAACAAAAUAAUUUUGAAAUGCUGAAGUUACAUGUUUCAAAAAUCAUUGCUAUUUUCAUACAUAUACUUAAAGUCUCAUAAUUAAUUAUAUCUGUUUGAUAUAUUGCAAUAAAGGAUGGCCUACUUGGAAAUGCAGAGAUAAAUGAGGAGAAAGGAAUCUGUGAUUAUAAAGUAAAAUAGUGAAAUCAUCAGUGUGGUCAGCCAUAUCCAAAGUGAGCUGUAAUAGCAAAAGGUGAUGGUAAAUGAGUAAACUACCACGGAGCACUAUGGGACUGAAUACCCACCAACUUUUAGUCUUACUCUGAAUUUGUCUUUUCUGCUUUGUACUUGACAGGAGGUUUUGUUUUCAACAGAACAAUGGGAGAAGGGAGAUCUUUUCUAGAUUCCUCAUAAAAUGACUGAAAAGAACACUAAUUCCUAAGCUGAUGGUAAUUCCCAAGGUAGGGAUUACAAACUUCUUUCUGCAUCUAAAAUAAGCCCAAUUGUUUGUCAUACGAUUUGGGAACAUGAUACCAAUAGAGGAACUCCUGCCUGCUGUCAGCCAGCAAAUGAGCUCAGAAGCCUGGAAGUUCAGAAGCUGGGUGCAGAUUCCAGCACUUAAGCCAAGGCAAAAGGCAGAGACUACACCAGGAGAUAUCCCUGUGAUGAUGCUUCAGGAUGCUGUGAUCCCUCCCGGGCACAGCCACAUAAACCUCUGUUCACUGAAGGUUCCUUCUGACUCUGUUGUACAUGCUGAUGCAACCAGGAGAAAGGCAUGCACUUAUCUGUCACCCUGUUCAAGUCAGCAGCCCAGAAGCAAAUGCGCAUCAGGAAAGCAGGAAUCUCUGUUCUUUCUGGGGACCAGAUGUAUUUCCACUUCUCUUCUAAACGACUCUCCUAUCUGCUUGUCAGUACACCAUUGCCUAGUAAUUUCUCCCCCGUGUCGGAACUGCCAAACCAGAAGUACUGAUUUUGACAUCAAGAACAAGGAUGAGGAAGGAAGCAGGGAAGGGUGUAGCUACCAAGACAGCUGUCUGGUCUCAAGCAAGGCGAGUAAGAUGGCCCUAGGGAAGAACACUGACACAAAAAUCCUGUUGGCACAUCUCCUGUUUUUCAUCUUCUUCCUCUGAAUGCAGUCUAACUCUUCUGCAUUGUGAUCUGAAUAGCGUAAUAAUCUGAAAAGGGCAGUAACAUGAGAUAUACAGAUGCUGGAAAGCUAAAUAUUACAAUCAAACAAACCCAUGGCUAGAGAAAACUCUCAAGCAGCCCUGAAGGAGAAUCUGAUCAUUUAAGCCAAAAUUGAAAUACAGUUGAAUUAAGAGAAAAGAUGCCAGCUUUGACAGAAUGUGGGCAACUGUGGUCACACAUUCUUUCCUGCACGUCACCCUCCAAAAGUGAGGUUUGAAUCUUUGCUUCCUGCUAGCAUGUCAGCAACCUGGCUGAGUACAUCUGCAUCUGCACUGCUCAUUCAUUCACUGAGAGCUAACUCAAAUAUACAGAGCACAAUUUGCAAACGUUGGUUAUUCAAAUAUAGAUCAACAAGUAGCUAUUAGAGCUACAGAUUCCAAAGGUAGAUGUCUUAUAUUAAGCUGACAGGACUUAUUUCAUGCCUUGAAUCACCUGAAAGUGGAUCAUUUAAGUCUUAAGCUCUUUUUAUAAGUAAUAGAGAUAAUAGGCGUUUCUUGAGGACAAGUCAUCCCCUGGUAAAACAGACAUCCCAGACUGAAGAAGUCUUUCUCUUCUCUGAUUCUGAAUCAGCCCAAAAUAACCAUCUUAAAUUUAAAAUGACAAAUAUUAGGUGUCUACAUUAGUUAGGUAAGAGGAAUCCCACCACACACUCAGAAUCAAGGUCCUAAGCAAGUCAACCAAGGCACUCUGAAAACCAAGACACUUAUGUGCCUGUGAAACUGUUAGCUUAUAACAAAAUUUUAUCCUAAGAAAAGAAGCUGUAUUCACUGAUUUACUUUUAGUUUCUACUGCCUUGAGUCUGUAGAAAUCUGGUUUCCAUAACAUGCUCUGUUUGUUUUUUUUUUUUAAGGGUGGUUUUAAAAUUAAUGUAAUUUAAAUACCUUUUCUUUUUUCUUCUCUUUCUUGAUCUCAUUUGAUUCUGUUGUCAGUUUUGGAAUUUCCUGCAUGUAACCAAGUCUUAUUUUUUUAAAGUAGGCCUUUAGAAUACCUUUAAUUGUUGUGGUUGUCUCAUACAGUCAAAUAUUCAAUUACAUAAUGACAAUGAUUGACAUGUCCUUGUAACUUGGUUCCAUUUUGCAUAAGCAUUAUGGUCACGUUUUCAGUUACAUAACAGUUGCCUCAUACCUUCCAACUUCAACAGGGAGACAAGGAUCCUACAGAUAAAAAGUUUCUACAUAGUUAUGAUUGAUUCCUACAGCCUCGUUCCUCAUGAAUAAUUACACAACCUCCAGGGAAAGAUCACUCCCACUCUAUUUCUCCUUCCUCAUUUUGGCCUUCUUUCAUUUUUGCAUCUAAAACUGCACUCACAUUCUUGCAAUUCUCAUUACUCUAAGAACUUCUACCCACAUGCCAGUUCCUUCUGCUCUUCCAUGCUCUCUACCAACUUGCACUUCGUCCCAGCAGUUUCUUCCUCAUUCUCAAUGCUUACGUACAAUGCUGAAAGCUUUUACUAUGGACUCAGCCUCAUGUGUUUGCAAGAGAUGGAAGAACAAAAGCAUAGGGAAGAUUCUGGCUGGCCCCAGACUGGAUGGAGCAUUUACAAUCACACCAUAGGGGUGACUUACAUGUAAUCUCAUGGCCUGUAGGAGGCAGCACCCUCAACAGAGGCAGAAAAUCUAGAAAAUUUAGUUGUGUACCCAUUCACCAUCCAUAAUGUCAGACUGGCAAUUUAAGCUGACAUUACCAUUCUCGUGUUAUUUAGUUUUCCCUCAUUCAUUUCACCAUAAGCUGCUGGCCUCCUCUUGCUGUCUUCCAGUACUGGUGCCCUAUGCAAAACUGCCCCUUCACAUACCAGUAUCCUCAUGAAAAGCCUUUGGGAUUGCAAUCCGCACAAUUCAAGGCACUUGCCUCAGUUACCACUCAAGAGGCAGAAACCCAGCACCCUUCUGUGGUCACUGAAAUGGAGUAAGCAGCAGAGAUGCAUGCUACUUCCCUACAGUUCAUCCUUACUACCAUUCUGUUCCUGACAUUGCCAGUCUCAUCAGUCCGUCCGCUAUGGUUGCUCCUUCAGCCUUGCUUAUAUUUCAUAUACUUUUUUCCCAUACCGUAAGGCACAGAUUUGGGGGGAGGAAAGGUGGCAAUGGUAGCUGUGUCCUUCUGUACUCUUAUUAAAACCAAUUCAUUGCUGUAUUGCUUCCAAACCAGCAACAGCCUUUGAUUUGCAAAAGCUGCAAAAGAAGAAAACAAAAUAUGUGUUUUCCUGUUCUGCAUGUCUGAUCUUAGUCAACUCAAAUAUUUAACAACUCCCCUGCUGAACAUGUAAAACAAUCUUUUUCAGCAACCCAUAAUUUAUCCACAUCUGAGAGGAUUUUCAGGAUGACAGCUAAAAUCACAUCCAUGACACUAUCAUGACACUCUCACCUAAUUGCUGUGGCAAAACAAAGAUAUUUUUGCCAUCUUGAUACACCUUAUUGGUGAGAGAUUGGUAGGAAAUGUUAAAGCCCACAAAAAAAGAGAUUUUAGCUGUGGUCAGUGGAAAAGCUGAUCUGUUUCAGCUUAACUUUUCCCACAAAAACAGAAAAGAGGUAGAAACAGGCACAGAAAUACAUAAUCCAGGUGACACAACUUCAGCAACAGAACAGCACAAAAGAAGGAUACCUAUAAUAUGGUGUAGCAUUUUUAUAAGCUUUACUGCUAAAGUUAGCUUUAAGUCUCUUUAUCAAUCAGACUGUAACCAACCAUGGGUGAUACCCUCACCAGCUCUCUUUGCUAUGAGCAGAGUUGUACUCAUCAGUAUGGAACCGAGACUUCCUUAUUGGGGAAUUACAAUAGGACUUGCUUCGCUCUUGGGCCCACAAGAUAUCCCUGCAUUGCCAUUCCCUUCAACCAUCAGCUGUGCUUAGCCAAAGGGCAAUCACAAAGAGCAGACAAAGCAUGAAGGAAGGCAAGGAAAAGGUGUGAGAAAUGGCAUUUGCAGUGUUUGUGAACUCCCCAUCAACUGCUGGCAGUAAUACGGUUCACCACUUUGCAAUGCUGUCUCUCCUAUUUAGAAAAGGCUUUCCAACAUCCCUUUCAAAGAUGAAGCAGGAGACAUCGGUUGUGACCCCGCUGGCUCACAGCUUCACUUGGAUGACAGCUGUGGCUGCCCAGAAGCCCCAGCCACUCAUGGCACUCGACCCAACAUGAUGUGUCAAAUUGUCAUUGCUCGUAGGCUGCAGAUGAUCAAGCGUGGCAUAGGACAGCUUGUUUCACAGGCACUGUGAAACAAGGCAGCAGGUCUUGCGCUUCAGGACCUUGGGGGAGAAACAGCAGCAAAAGGGAUAAACAAAGAAAAGAGACAAGGAGGGAGAGGCUUAAUUGUGUGUCUGUUUCUGACAAAGUUACUAGGAUUCACCUUUGAGGUGCAGGUGAAGCACUUGCAAUCCAGCCUAAAAGAAGGGCAGCUUUGGCAAAACAUGCUAGUCAGCACACACAAAAAAAAGAUACUGAAGUUGGACUUAGAUGUCACACCUUGCAGCCAUGAGUUACAAGACAAGAAAGAGAUGAAGAAAAAUAUCUCACAUUUGCUGAAAAUUAAAACACAAGUUUAAAUUCAACAAAAUAAGCUCAGAAUUAGCAAAAUAUUCUCUUUCUCGUGACAGAAAGCAAAAAAAUGUUCAAGAAGCCCUCUUACUUGCAUGAAUUGUUCUAUGCAUCAAUUAGCAAAACACAUAGCAUACAAUGCUUUUUACCUCAGAGGAUCCUAAAAUGCUUUUCAAGCUGUAAGUGUUGAGGAAUGACUUCACUGCAGACUGGUGGGCCACCGCUUUGCUGUAAGGCAGAAGCAAUGCACAGCAGAAAUACAGAGAUGAGCAGAGGCUUUCACCAGAUACAAAUCCUCAGAGCAGAACCGAACCUCUACACGUCUGGUAAUAAAAAGAAAAAAAACUUUUCAAUGA
Lagopus leucura (white-tailed ptarmigan) is the source of this 7550-nucleotide messenger RNA. RefSeq names its product taxilin beta (gene TXLNB). The record is from RefSeq and is a predicted model, not a curated record. NCBI's taxonomy places the organism in Eukaryota, Metazoa, Chordata, Aves, Galliformes, Phasianidae. Gene Ontology annotation, molecular function: syntaxin binding. The transcript has 10 exons. Bases 205 to 2232 code for a protein of 675 amino acids.